AGCUAAUGUUUUGUGAUCGUUUAAAAUUCAUAACUGACCAAGUGGAUCAUCUUCCACCCAAAAUUGGAGGCGGAUCAUGUCUCAUCGAUUUAUAUCUAUCCUGAAGAAUCUCAGUAGUAUCACUACCGGGUCUGGAAUUCAGACCCGAUCCGCAACAUAUAUGCCUAGACCUGUUACGGUUAUCCACGGUGUUGUGACAAACGCGGUGGAGCAGGUGAUGGAUGCAAUGCACGCGCCGGUUUACUUGGAGACAUACAACAUAAAGGGGAAAAAUAUGAAUCAUUUUCCGCGGGAAGUAGUAGACUUGAUACGGAAGAACAAAGUGUGCUUGAAUGGCAGAGUCAAUAACUCCUUGUGUGGUGGUGGAAGGAAAGAGCUUGAUCUCUUUGCAUCUCUUGUCAACUGCUUUAAUCUUAAUGGUCAACCGAGUCGCUACAAGAACGUUGACAUCGUGGUGGUUAUAGAGAACACGAAAGGUGAAUGUGCAGGGUGGGAGCACGAAGUUGUUCCCGGUGUCAUACAGAGCUUUCAGCAGUUCACAACAAGGGAAAAGACAAAAAAACUGGCUGAUUCAUUCUUCUUGGAAUCUUGUCAAGAAGUUGCUAAAAUGUAUCCAAACAUCACCUACAACGAAAUCGGUAUUAAUACCUGCUGUUUGCAACUUGUAGAGAAACCAGAGCAAUUCGACGUCAUAGUAACUCCAAAUCUCUAUGGGAAUCUAAUUGCAAACAUUGCUGCUGGUGUUUCUGGGAGAGGCAAUGGAGAUAUUAUGCCUGGAGGAAGUUUUGGUGCUGAGUAUGCGAUCUUUGAGCAAGUUGGACCAGUAGAAAACCAUAAAAAUCCUGUGGCAUUACUGUUCUCUUCGGUUAUGAUGCUGAGACAUCUUCUGCUUCCUUUAUUUGCAGACCGGCUUGAAACCGCCAUGAAACGUGUUGUCACUGAAGGAAAGUGUGGAAACAGUAAUACUACUACACAGGAGGUUGUUGAUGCUGUAAUUGCAAACUUGGAUUGACUUCACACACCGGGAUUCUCAGUUUUCUAACCACAUUUUUUCCAAAGUACACUCAGAAAUGUUUUCCAAAUAAGUUUGCUUGAUACUUUAUUUGAGAGGAAACGAAGUUACUAUUUCAGACAUAAUAUAGCUCGAGCUUUCAC
Arabidopsis arenosa is the source of this 1155-nucleotide messenger RNA. The record is from the annotation of a GenBank genome assembly. NCBI's taxonomy places the organism in Eukaryota, Viridiplantae, Streptophyta, Magnoliopsida, Brassicales, Brassicaceae.